AAGGCUGUCACGCGACGGCGGGUUAAUCUUCAAUGACUUGAUAAAAAGUAAAUACCAACGUACCAUUCGUCGUUCUAAACUUGGUGUGAAUAUUAUCCAUCAUUGAAAAAUAUAAAUUGAUUGUAGAAGUGGGGUUAGCCGUUUCUCUUUUUACUCGUCGUGCUUGUAUGUGACGUCACCGCUUUGAACAGAAUGCACUUGCAGACCUACCUUGAGUGUAAACAGAAAAUGUGCUGGUUGCGAAGGUCUGUAUGGAAACAGAGUGUUGUCGGAAGUUUACACCUGCAGACUAUUAUUCGAAAUUAAAUUUUGGAAAGACGGUGGAAACUAUUUGUGUUGUAAAUGUGUCAGUUGUCUGGUUUGGAUAACGACGGCCUCGUCGAAUAACGACGAGUUGCUAAUUUUGUGCCGGAUUUAAUACUGUGUUAUCAAAAAUCGUGCAGCAACAUCAACAUGCUUCUGGAAGAGGGUAACAGUGUCACCUUAUCUUCAACUUCAGACGAAAAGCUUGCUGUAGUUCCAGCUGUUCCCGUUCGGAAUUACUUCGUCACUAAUCUCUUUUCUUGUCGUAAGAAAGCAAAUGGGGUCAUGAAAACCGGCCCUGUGGGUUCAAACUCCAGGUCGCCCACCCCUUCCCCCAUGGAGGGCAAACACAGUCGGUUUGCCAUGCUCGGCAGACUCUUCAAGCCCUGGAAAUGGAAGCGGAAGAAAAAGAGCGACAAAUUUGAACAGACGUCCAGAACUCUUGAAAGAAAAAUAUCAAUGCGUUCUACCAAAGAUGAGCUUAUUAAAAAGGGCGUUCUUUUGCCAGAUGGUUCUGAUAAAGAUCAAGAUGGCAAACUGAAUGAUUCCGCACAUCUGAAUCACAUUCCUCAGAUCAACGGAUAUAUUUCUGAUAGUGGUAUUUCCGAGAGUGAGAAGCAGCGUGGUGUACAGAAUUCGUUCUGUUCUCCUUCAUCAUGUCUGGACUCUUAUAACACCAUUGUUGUUACUAGCUCUAGUGGAUCUACUAUCCUCACUUCAGCAUCUCACAAUAAUGCCAUGCCUGUGAUACAUAAUGUUUCCUUGUUGAACCUUCCAGAUGUUGAAGAGGUGCCUUCGCAUGAUGGGGAAACGAUACUUUCAGUUCUUCCAGAACCUCCAAUCUCUGUAAACGACAUUGGACUGAUCCCACCUCCUCCAAUGUUCUCAAAUCCUUCACCUCCCAUCAUUUCUAAAUUUCAUUCUCAGUCAGAUCCAUCUGAAGAUCAAAGUGAUCUUGAAGAUGUGGAUUCUUCAGAUGUCGAUUCUCAAAGCCCAUGUAUAGUUUAUGUCGGUCAACACGAUCCUCCCACUGCUUCUAAUGUGGAGGAGAUCCCUGCCAAAGAACCUCAUCCAAUGAAUGCAAUGCCUAAAAAGAGUGCUUUGAAAAAGAAAGGUCCUUUUACUUGUGCUGAUUUUCAAAGGCUCUCUAUUGUCCAUAGAUUGAAAAAGGGAAAUUCAUCUGGUGAUGGAAAAGAAAACCGUCCAGUUCCAUCAAUAUCCGUUAGCACGUCGGAUGACUCGGAUUCAGAAUCUGAUAGUCCAAUAUUAUGGAAAGAUUAUUAUGGAGAUGAUGAAGAAUUCAGGAGAGUGGCUAAAGUAGCUCGUAAAGAUUCCUUAGCUUUGAAACUUGCUCAACGCCCAGACAUCCAAGAGCUAAUAGAUAAAAAUAUUUACAUUGCUCAUUCCGAGCAAGAAAGUCAUGAAACGAAGGAGGAUGUAAAGAAAAAGUUGACAAGGAGGCUGAGUUUAAGGCCGACUCCUGAGGAGCUUGAACAGAGGAACAUUUUAAAAUAUCAAUCAGAUGAAGAAUUGCAAAAAGAAAAAGAACAAAAAAAGAAAACUUUAAUAAGAAAGCUGAGCUUUCGUCCCACAAUUGAAGAAUUGAAAGAGAGAAAAAUUAUACGUUUCAAUGAUUAUGUUGAAGUGACUCAAGCCCAAGAUUAUGAUAGAAGAGCUGAUAAGCCAUGGACAAGACUUACACAAAGAGAUAAAGCAGCUAUCAGGAAGGAAUUGAAUGAGUUCAAAAGCAUGGAGAUGGAAGUUCAUGAAGAUAGUAGGCAUCUUACUCGUUUUUAUCAAGAUUGCCGUAAAUAAAUUGAAUUGGACCAACCUACCCCAAAUUUCAUCGGCCAUGAAAUAAAUUCUGGUGUGACAUGGUAAAAUUGAGUUUAGAGUGCAUUGAAGACUCAACACCAAAUAGUUCCUCCUCUUGCUGUUAUGUCUGUGUCUUGUGUAACCGCUGGUUGAGCCUUGUAGAUUUUUGAAAAUCAUUCUCCAGUCAAAUUUUGUACAUCAGAACUAUGGUAGAAUUGUGCUUGUAAAGUGUGUCAAGUUCUGUUUGUAAAAUAUUUUCUGAAAAGGCUUUUAUUGUACUUCAUCAAUCUGACUAAAAUCUUUUUGUGGGCUUUAAGUGAAAGCAUAUGCCUGCUGUUUAGAUUAAUUUGAAGUUUUAUUGAGCUUUCAUAGUCUAGACAACUGUUUUUAGACAGAUUUAAAAAGUUUAUAAUAUUUUUGAUGAAAUUUUAAAAUGUUUUUAAUGUAAAAUCUACAUAUAGUUUGUUCUUGAUCAUAUUUGUAUGAGCACUUAAGGUUUCAUUUUAAAAUUUCGCCUUGUGCUGUUACUCUGUCUGUUGUACAGUAUUUGUGAAACAAAUGAUCUGGGAUCUAGUUUUGCUGACUUUUUGUAAAUACAAGCAUUCCUCAGUCAACCUUAAUACAUAAGUACAGUGUGUUUGGUGCUUUUUAUAUAUAUUUUCAAUUGCAUUUCAAGCACCAUUGUUAUGUAUAUCAUUGUGUACAUAGAUCAUUUAAAUGUUAGUUUUUUAAAUGCACCAUGCCUGUUAGCUGUAAAAAUAAAUUGAAAUCUUUUUAGCACCUGUUAUUAUCAGUGCUCAUUACUUCAUUAUUGUUAUCAUUUUAAAUAGACGAACAGGUCCAGGGCUAUUCCACGGAAAAGCAGCAUUUUGUAACUCACUUGCCAGCUAAUAAAUUUAAUUGAAAAAUGAUUUUCAAAAUUGAUGAACAAAAUAUUUUGCUCAAGAACUCGCACAUUUAUGGUUUCUUAAGCACCAAAAUUUUGUUCCUUACCUUUUAAAAUUAUUUUUUAUAGAAAAAUAUUAGCUGUGUCGCAUGCAGGAAAAAAAGGUCUGCCGCUUUUUCAUGUAAUGGCCCUGUUUUGUCUGUGCAAGUAAUAGACUUUAUGUAGUAGUUCAGUAUUAAAAGUUAUAAAUACGUGACUGUGAUACGCUAAUUUUUCAGAUUAAGCCAUCUCAAAUUCUUUCUUCACAUUGUACAUAUUGAACUACAUACGUAAUAUAUCUUUCAUACUUUAGUUCCUGUUGAAUACAGUUGUGCAGAGAACAAUUAUGAAACUGCGGCGUUUAAAACUAUGUGAAUACUUUAUAUAUGUAUAAAUAAAUGAUUUACAUAUUUGUAUGUUUGUAAAACAAAUUCAUUAAAAAUAUAAUUUUAAAUAAGAUGCAUUUGACUCAUGCUGCUUAGAGUUUAGUCACUCUCAUGUACAUCAAUGUAUAAAUCAUUCAUAAGCAAUAAAAAGGAAAAUUCAUUCAAAUUU
Uloborus diversus is the source of this 3598-nucleotide messenger RNA. Its product is annotated as phosphatase and actin regulator 4B-like. Lineage: Eukaryota; Metazoa; Arthropoda; Arachnida; Araneae; Uloboridae. Gene Ontology annotation, biological process: actin cytoskeleton organization. The coding region runs from base 454 to 2118 and encodes 554 amino acids. The transcript has 14 exons. Gene Ontology annotation, molecular function: actin binding. The record is from RefSeq and is a predicted model, not a curated record.